Messenger RNA from Fusarium graminearum PH-1, 1380 nucleotides. RefSeq lists its product as uncharacterized. NCBI's taxonomy places the organism in Eukaryota, Fungi, Ascomycota, Sordariomycetes, Hypocreales, Nectriaceae. Bases 1 to 1380 code for a protein of 459 amino acids. The record is from RefSeq and is a predicted model, not a curated record. The transcript has 3 exons.
AUGACUAGUAAUUUACCCAAAGACGCCGGUGAACUUUUCCACAAGGGAGCCGAGUAUGACUUCGAAGGUGCCACCUUCUACGCUUAUGGCGUAGGCGUCACAACAGAAAUGGUCCAACAGGCAUGCGACGAUGCGGCCGCAAGCUACCUGAAGCAUAUAAGUAUGGACAACCCACAAUUUUUCACGGUUGGGUCUACAGGUCAAUUGCAAUUUCUGAGCGAUUGUAUCAACUUGUACGUUGAACGACUUCGUCUUACCUUGGAUGCAGCGGAUGCAACUCACUCUAAUGAAUCAUUGCCGAUGUAUCCACAUGGCUUCAUUAUUGUUCUAGACGCCAACACAGCCAUGCUAGCUCUUGCCUGCAAGCUACAAGGCAAUUGGAGACUGGAGUUUUGUACUAUUCCCAUCCAUAUCGAACUAUGUCAAGCGAUUCAGGACCUGCGAAGGGGGAACACAACAGCCCAAGACAUUAUCGUCAGGUAUACGAAAUUUCGAGAAGUACGGGACCGGGUGAGCCAGAUCGACAACCCGCCAUUCAAUACCCAUGGAUGGGCAUUCAUUCUCUUCACCACGGGGCUCCAUCCUGCACUUCCCUUGCUGGCCAUGAUUGAUCCAGCAAUAGAAUAUUACCCAUCUUCUGAAGCAACACUACAACUUGGGACCCAGUCCCAGAUCUCCGAGCAGAGAAUGAGGCAAAUAUUCCCUCUUGCCGUGCGAGACGACAGGCGAAGAGGUUGGCGAACAAACGGCAUGAUGCUCCACAGCAAAGUUUUCAUUUACUGCGACAAUGACGACCCAGGCAUGAAGGGAGUUGCAGUUGUGCGAGUUGACUGGGAUGGAUUUCUUGAUAGACAGGACACGGAGCUGAACGAGGCGUUUGACAAGGCAGAUUAUCAGGUGAAGCGGGCGUCAGUCGGCAAUGCUUUGGAAAAGGCAUUACAUUCGCGCUUUUCAUUAAUGAUGCUCGGCCAGUUGGUUGCCAGCUGGCAAGGGCCCCAGCGAGGCGACCCUCUACUUCUGCCCCCAGAGGACUUUGAUUUGGUUGCUGAAAAGAACCCUAUUGCAACGCAGGCCGGGGCAGAGAAGAGUCAGUACGCAGCACACCGGGCUCCGGGCCUCCCCCUGCCCCUGCCCCUGCCCCAUAAUUACACUCUCGCUAGAGUAGAUGGAGCUCGGAGGAUCACGGCGAUCGGAGCUCCGGCUGCGCGAAACAAUCUGCCGCCACAUCUGCCGCCUCUUAUUCCACCAACCCAGCCAGCACGCCUGCCAGAAGGUGAUAAGCUUGGUGAGAGGACACAGACACAGACUACCACAGACGAGCAGGUAGUCCUGUCUCCAACCGGCGCCAAGGAGAAUACGGAGCUGGGCAAGGAGGAAUAA